AUGGAUGAUGGCCUGUAUGAGCAAAGGGAAAGUUUACCAGGAAGUAGUGUUAACAGUGACACAUCAGGCUGUGUAUUAGGGAGCAACAAAAACAGUGAACAAGCAAGUGAAAAAACAUCUGAUGAUGAGGAAGAUUUAAGAGAAGAUCUGCAAAAAACUAUUCCUGAAUGCUACAAACCUGAUUCUAAUUUUUCAUCACAUAUCUCUGACAUCACCAAUGAUGAAGAGUUUCAAGCAACAGCACUUUGUCAAUUUAUGGACAUCUUAAAUGAUUUAGAUGAAGUUUUAGAUAAGUCUCUAUUAGCUUGUCUUGACGAUACACAAAACUUUGAUAGUGACGAAGAGGAUCUCAUAUGUAAGAUUAAAGAAUGUAUAGUUGACCCUAAGGAACCAUCAGAAAAUUCCGAUAGCCAAAGUUCAUUGAAUGAUAAUACCCAAGUAGUAAUUGGGGCUGCUACUCAAAAUCCAAAUGAUUUUUGUUUGGAUGAUACAAAUUUAGUACAAAACUUGAUUGAACAAACUCAAUUCACUAGUUUAAGGAGGUCUAAAAGUUUUACAGAGUUGCCUCAAAAUCAUAGGGGUAUGUUGCCACAACAAUUGGAGAGAGUUGACACCAUCAAUGAGAAUUUGAGGAAUUCAAUGAGGAGACUAGAUCCUAUAGUUUUACCUGCCAUUAAUGCAGAACAAACUGCAAUUGAACCCUUAACAUUGCCGGUUAUUCUUUUUUUAGAACAUCAUGUUAACAUGAGACCCACUAGUGCACCAAUACAGUUGCAAGUGACAGCUACGAAUUUAAGCAGUAAUGGAUCAUCUGGACCAUUGAUAGUAGGACGUAGGGCACUGCUAAUGAACCGCACAUUGUCUUUACCGUCUCCUGGUGAUAGUGACAUCACAACGACAGGUUGGGCAGGUUGUCAUACUGCCAGAAGUACAGCAAGAAGUACAAGUACAACGUCAAGCUCGUCUAGUGAAUCUUUGGCUGGUAUAACAACUGCUAUGAAUCAGAAUGCUACAGGGCUUGGUGAAGAGGGAAAUGAAGACACUGAAGAACCCCCUUUUGGGGUUUGGCCGCAUCGUAUGAGCUCAAUGUUGGCUUGCCUUAGUUGUACUGUUGGAAUAUUCAAUAUUUCUAGGUUUGCCAUUUUUAGCGUGCAUUAUGGAGCCAGCUUCAUUCUACAGUUUUUUAUACUUUCACUUUUUACUGGGAUACCAUUAUUUACUCUGCAUUUAUGUCUUGGUCAAGUACUAGAGUCGGGACCUGUUGACAUGUGGCGUAUUUCACCAAUUUUCCAAGGUGUUGGCAUUUCGUUGCUCAUCACACAAGCAGUGAUUGGCAUCUACAGCAUUAUCGGACUAUCGUGGAUAUUCGUUUACUUUCGAGAUUCCUUUAUCACAGCUGACGAUAAGUACAAGUGGGCACUGCCGCAUGAAUUUAAUUCUGAAGAAGUAAAUUUAAAAAACAGCACAGUAAAAAUCCAGGAGACUCUGCCGCAGUAUUUUCACGGAGAAGUUUUGCAGAGGAAUAGUGACUCAUACAACAACUUCGGGACGAUAAAGUUUCAAGUCGCAUUCAACCUGGCCGUCGUGUGGAUGAUUGUGUUCGUGUCCCUGAGCAAGGGUUUAAGGUCGUAUGGCAAGGCUGUAUACAUGCUGAUAUUCCUGCCGAUAUGCGGAACGCUUGUGUUGUGUACAAAGCUGCUUACGCUCAUCCCCUAUGACAGUGUCACUAAUAUCUUUUCGGAGACUGAAUGGAGUGAAUUUUUCAUCAAUAGUAAUAGCUGGGCCGCAGCAGCCCAAGAAACCUUUCUCACCUGGGGCUUAUUGGGCCCCUGUAUAAUGCAACUGACUUCACACAAGGACACAAAGAAUAAGACCAGCAAGGUGCUACAGCGCGAGAGUCUGUGCGUUAUUGCGUUCACUUUCGCUGUACUGUUGCUUGCCUCGUUUUUAGCGAACACGUGCGUUCAGAUACUGAAGAACUACGGAUUUGUUUAUUUACCGAGUAGUUUUGAGACGGUAAAAUCAUCACAAUUCUUAUGGCCUACAUCGGAACCUUUACCGGGUAAUGCGGUAUCAACACCAGUAAGGUAUAUGGGCCAUUACGGCAGUCUCGUGGGCGUCACAGUUUGGAAGAGCGGCAACGCCGGGAGAGUUUACAGCGGGUGGCAACCCUUGCAACUUGCAACACAGAUCGUGCCUGCCACGCUCGCUGUGCUGCCAGCUAAUGUUCUGUCGCCGGCGUGGGCAGUGAUAUUUUUCUUCAUACUGAUAAUGUUCGGCAUCGCGCAGCAGCUAGCCAUCUGGCACUGCGUCAUCGCGGGCAUCAUGGCCAUCAACGCGGACGCACUUAAAAUUUGGGAAACAACCAUCACCUUCCUCAGCUGUGUGUUUGGACUCGCCAUGGGAUUGCUGCUUUCUACUGAUGCGGGCAUACGGAUCGUGCACUUCGCGGACUACGUGUUGGUGGGGUCGUGGUGGCAGUGCGCGGUGCAAGUGUCGCUGGCGGCCGGCGUAUUCGUGGUGCGCGGGCGGCCGUACUCUGCGGACGUAGUGGCCGGCGCGCUGUGUGCCGCGCGCGGACGCCUCGCCGCCACGUUGGCAGCGCUGCUCGCCUUCACCUGGAGCGUGCUGCUGCCCGUGCUGCUCUGUGCAAUAUGCGUUAUGGAUUUUCGAAUUGGACAACAACGUCAGCUGUACACUUGGAGGAAGCCCAUUGGUUACUGGCCUAUAUGGGCAAGACAAGUAGCUGUACUGAUACAGCAAGGGGCAUUGCUGAUAAUUCCCAUAGCGGCGUUUAUACAAACGUGGCGGUAUAUGAACAAAGGACCUCCGGACAUUCUUGAGCGCGUGCAGAACCUGUACCGGCCGCGCAUGGGUAGCGGCGUGGAGGGCUCGCCGCCCGUGCCCGCGCCCGCUCGCCCGCCCGCGCCGCCCGACCCGCCGCCCAAGUACACGCCGCCGCCCUCCUACUCCACGGCCACCGGCGCCAGGCUGCUCAACACGCUGCGCCGCAGCUUGCGCACGCUACGCAGGAUUACUUCAUCACAUAACGAGACGCCGACAGAAGACACAUCACAACUACCCAUCACGUUAAGCGAGAGCGUGGAUCGGAACGCGCCACUCGAAACACAACCACCCGAUUACAGCGGUGUCUUUACAACACCCUCUAUAACCGUCACCGACGAGACUGACUCCAGACCCACUUCCUCCCGGAAUUCGCUAACUUUCACCCGGGAUUAUCUCCGUCGCUCGUUUGUAAGAAAGAGCGAUUCCGCGAAAAGCAUACGUUCCAGUUUACGCAGAAGUUUUAAAUAUGGUGGUGCUUUAUCCACAAGCAAUGAACAGCUGGUGCGCGAUAUAGAACCUAUAUCAAAUACGGUCGCCAUGUCCGCCAUGGUGGCGGAGGCUUCCCCACCUCACACACGCAGUCUUGGCUCUGUUAUUUGA
Parnassius apollo (apollo) is the source of this 3447-nucleotide messenger RNA. NCBI's taxonomy places the organism in Eukaryota, Metazoa, Arthropoda, Insecta, Lepidoptera, Papilionidae. The record is from the annotation of a GenBank genome assembly.